Messenger RNA from Magnolia sinica, 4976 nucleotides. Its product is annotated as MAP3K epsilon protein kinase 1-like. Gene Ontology annotation, biological process: protein phosphorylation. The transcript is spliced from 25 exons. Gene Ontology annotation, molecular function: protein serine/threonine kinase activity; ATP binding; protein binding. The record is from RefSeq and is a predicted model, not a curated record. NCBI's taxonomy places the organism in Eukaryota, Viridiplantae, Streptophyta, Magnoliopsida, Magnoliales, Magnoliaceae. The coding region runs from base 311 to 4675 and encodes 1454 amino acids. Gene Ontology annotation, cellular component: cytoplasm.
ACGACGAGGAAAGCAAAUCGAAGCAUGGCAUCUCCUCUCGACCUUCGCAAUUAACCGAACGAGGAGAAGAAGAAAAAGAAAAAACUCCCAAAUCUCCUUCAAUUCAUCCUCACUCCCAACCUAGGGUUUUUAACGUACGACCAGCCUCCUCUUAACCUACACUACCCCCACCUUAACCUACGCCACCCCGCCGUUCUCCUUCCUUCCUGUUAGGUCCACUGAAUUCUCGCAAAUGGGAAUGAAGAGCCGCAAUGCAGGUCGACGAGGCGACCGAUUGUAGCGUUUUCUGCACAAUUCGGUCCGUUACAAGAUGUCUCGGCAUUCGGCUACGGCGCAUUUCCACAAGUCGAAGACGCUAGAUAAUAAAUAUAUGCUUGGAGAUGAGAUCGGGAAGGGAGCUUACGGCCGUGUCUAUAAAGGCUUGGAUUUGGAGAAUGGAGAUUUUGUCGCGAUUAAACAGGUCUCGUUGGAAAAUAUAGCUCAGGAGGAUCUCAACAUUAUCAUGCAAGAGAUUGAUCUCCUAAAGAAUUUGAACCAUAAGAACAUUGUGAAAUAUCUUGGAUCCCUGAAGACAAAGACUCACUUGCACAUAAUUCUUGAGUAUGUGGAAAAUGGCUCACUUGCUAAUAUUAUCAAGCCAACCAAAUUUGGGCCUUUCCCCGAACAAUUGGUGGCAUUUUAUAUUGCUCAGGUUUUGGAGGGUUUGGUCUAUCUACAUGAACAAGGUGUAAUUCAUCGAGAUAUCAAGGGUGCAAACAUAUUGACAACAAAAGAGGGUCUUGUCAAACUCGCUGAUUUUGGAGUUGCAACAAAACUAACUGAAGCAGAUGUUAACACAUAUUCUGUUGUUGGAACUCCAUAUUGGAUGGCCCCUGAGGUGAUUGAGAUGUCUGGUGUCUGUGCUGCAUCAGAUAUUUGGAGUGUUGGCUGCACUGUGAUUGAGCUUCUCACGUGCGUGCCUCCUUAUUAUGACCUCCAGCCUAUGCCAGCCCUCUUCCGGAUUGUUCAGGAUGAGCAUCCUCCCUUACCUGAUGGCAUAUCAUCUGGCAUGACAGAUUUUUUAUGUCAGUGUUUCAAGAAGGAUGCAAUGCAGAGACCAGAUGCAAGGACGUUACUGUUGCAUCCUUGGAUACAAAAUUGCAGGCCUGCUUUGCAAUCCUCUCUCCGCCAAACGGGUGUAAGGAAUAGUCAGGAAGAUGUUUCAAUGCCCACAGAAAGCUCAAAUGCGGAUGAUCAGAGCAAUGGUGAAAGCCCUUCUGGGGAGAAAGCAAAGAGAGAUGCCUCUGAGUUCGAACCAGAAGCCUCUAAGAAAGAGUUAUUAUCAACAGAAGCUUUUGAUAUGGGCAGAUCUGAUAAGGACCAGAAUAUAAAGGUUAAUGUUGUUCAGGAAAACUAUGCUAACUCAAGUUCCAAAAAUCCAAAAGGUGAUGCGUUUGUUGACCAAGAUCACACCUUAGCUUCCCAUGAAAAGUGGUCCAUAAAAUCAAUUUCUGGUAGGCAGUCAUCUGCUAGAGAAGAGGCUCAUAGCAAUCCACCAGAAUCUCAAGAGCUAUCAAAUGUGAUAGAUCUAGAUAAUGUGGUGUUGAAUGGGGAGUUGGACACUCCGAAGUCAAGAAAGAAAAACAUUAUAGCCGGAGAAAAUGAAGGAAAGUGGGGUUCUGUUCUUGGCGAAAGUAAUUUACUUGGCCCUCGGUUGAGGGUUCACGAAGCUAGUCCUCAAAAGGCUGCGAAACCAUCAGUUGUUUCUGGAAAUCAUGAUAUCAGUAGAUUCAGUGACACGCCGGGAGAUGCAUCCCUGGAGGAUAUAUUUCAGCCAUUGUACAGAAUUCAGGAGGAUCGAGCAGCUGAAGCUUCUACAUCCGCUUCUUCUUCCCACAUGAAUCAAAGCAAUGCAGUUCCACAUGAUGCUAAGAAUGACCUGGCAACAAAACUUAAGGAUAGGAUGGCUCAGAAACGAACAGAAAAUGAAGCAGGGCAGAGAAAUGGGGGUGACCUGUUGCGACUUAUGAUGGGCGUUCUGAAGGACGAUGUGAUCGAUAUUAACACUUUGCAGGUUUUUGAUGAAAAGUUGACCGGAGAAAACCUUUUCCCUCUACAGGCUGUCGAGUUCAGCAAAUUGGUUGGAUCUCUGAAGCCAGAAGAAUCAGAAGAUGUGAUUGUGUCAUCUUGUCAGAAGCUUAUUGCUUUCUUCCAGGAACGCCCAGAGCAGAAAAUCGUAUUUGUCACCCAACAUGGUUUGCUCCCUCUAAUGGAACUGCUUGAAGUUCCUAAACAUCGUGUUAUAUGUUCUGUGCUCCAAAUUAUCAAUCAGAUAGUCAAAGAUAACACUGAUUUUCAAGAAAAUGCAUGUCUUAUUGGCCUCAUUCCAGUUGUGAUGAACUUUGCAGUUCCUGAUCGUCCACGGGAAGUUCGUAUGCAGGCAGCUUAUUUUUUCCAGCAGCUUUGCCAGUCCAGCUCCUUGACGUUGCAAAUGUUCAUCGCUUGCCGUGGAAUACCUGUUUUGGUGGGCUUCCUAGAGCCUGAUUAUGCAAAGUACAGGGAAAUGGUACAUCUUGCUAUUGAUGGCAUGUGGCAGAUUUUUAAGCUCCAGCGGUCCACACCAAGAAAUGAUUUUUGUCGUAUUGCUGCAAAGAAUGGAAUACUUAUUAGGCUAGUGAACACCCUUCACAGUUUGAAUGAGGCAGCUCGACUUGCUUCUUUAUCUGGUGGUGGAUCUGCUCCAGCAGAUGGUUCAGCUCUUCGUCCACGAUCUGGUCCGCUCGAUCCUAGCCGAACUGCUUUGUUAGCGCAGAGUGAAACACCUCUUUCCUCAUCUGGACAACUUGAUCCCUCCAAGGUUAUGCUUGGAGUUGGUGAUCAUCCGUUGCCGGUGGGUACUGUAGAAACAUCAUGUGCUUCGGCUUCCCAUCCCCAAAGGUUAGAUGUAAACCAACCAGACUCCAGGUACUUUCCAGGAGAGAUGGAUAAAUCUCAUCCAUCACAUAGUCUAUUGGAAGCCUCAAUAGCUGUCAAGUUGCCAGAAUCUGCAAGUGCAGAAGAUGUUGGGAAUUCAACAGCGAAAGAACCUUCAGCUGUUACCUCUAAAGACGGGGAACAUUUGGAUUUGCGGAAGCCUGAUUCUUCCCGAGCAGAAAUUGACCUACAUAGGCCACAGCGAACCGCAAAUUCUGCUAAUAGAGGUCCUUCUGACAAGCCUCUGAAACAGAUAGAGCUGGCAUCAAAUGGUGCUAGUACAUUGGGUUUUCAGCAUGAUCAGGUCCGUCCACUCCUGAGCUUGUUGGAAAAGGAACCUCCUUCUCGACAUGUCUCUGGUCAGCUUGAGUAUGUACGCCACCUCUCUGGAUUGGAGAGGCAUGAAAGUAUAGUGCCACUUUUACAUGGAUCCACAGAAAGGAAAACCAAUGGUGAACUUGAUUUCCUGAUGGCAGAGUUUGCAGAGGUAUCUAGACAUGGAAGAGAAAAUGGAAAUUUAGAUUCUAGUCCAAGGAUUUCACAUAAAACAGCAAAUAAGAAGAUUGGAGCGCCUGGCAUGGUGUCAACAACUUAUAAUGAUGGUGCGGCUUCAACAUCUGGAAUUGCAUCUCAGACAGCAUCGGGAGUUCUAUCAGGCUCUGGUGUUCUAAAUGCAAGACCAGGAAGUACAACAUCAUCAGGGCUACUUUCACACAUGGUGGCAACCAUGAAUGCUGAUGUAGCAAGGGAAUAUCUUGAGAAGGUGGCGGACCUUUUACUAGAGUUUGCCCGGGCGGACACAACAGUAAAAUCGUACAUGUGUAGCCAGAGCUUGCUCAGUCGUCUCUUCCAGAUGUUCAAUAAGAUUGAGUCUCCUAUUCUUCUGAAGAUUCUGAAGUGCAUCAAUCAUUUGUCAACUGACCCAAACUGUUUAGAAAAUCUUCAGCGUGCUGAUGCAAUCAAGCAUUUGAUUCCAAAUCUUGAACUCCGUGAAGAGCCUCUUAUCUCUCAAAUACAUACUGAAGUCCUCAACGCACUGUACAACCUUUGCAAGAUAAACAAGAGAAGACAGGAGCAAGCAGCUGAAAAUGGAAUUAUUCCGCACUUGAUGCACUUGAUCAUGUCGGAUUCACCACUGAAACAGUAUGCAUUGCCUCUACUAUGUGAUAUGGCCCAUGCAUCCCGUAACUCAAGGGAACAAUUAAGGGUGCAUGGAGGGUUGGAUGUGUACUUGAGCCUUUUGGAUGAUGAAAUUUGGUCAGUGACUGCAUUGGAUUCUCUCGCUAUCUGCUUAGCACAUGAUAAUGACCACAGGAAAGUGGAACAAGCGCUGCUGAAAAAGGAAGCGGUGCAGAAGUUGGUGAAGUUCUUCCAGUGCUGUCCAGCACAAUACUUUGUGCACAUAUUGGAGCCCUUCUUGAAGAUCAUUACGAAAUCAUCUCGAAUAAACACUACAUUGGCUGUUAAUGGUCUGACAGCAUUGCUCAUUGCAAGACUUGACCAUCAAGAUGCUAUUGCUCGUCUCAACCUGCUUAAAUUAAUUAAGGCUGUCUAUGAGCACCACCCUCGACCAAAGCAGCUCAUAGUGGAGAAUGAUCUUCCUCAGAAGCUUCAGAAUCUGAUUGAGGAGCGCAGAGAUGGUCAGCGCUCUGGAGGCCAAGUCUUGGUGAAACAGAUGGCAACAGCACUACUCAAAGCGCUCCAUAUCAACACCGUUCUGUAAAUUCAGGUCCCUCAUUUGUAUAUUUUUGUCUCUCUGAAAACUGUAAUUAUGGUUUGCCUUUUCUUUCUUUUUCCUCCUUUUCUUUUUCAAAAAUUCAGUGUUUUCUUUCUCUUUUGGUGUUGUAAUUGGGAGGAACAUUAUAUAAUGCCUGUUCCUUUCCCUGAUUGUUGGCUGUUUGUUACCUUGCCUUUUUUGCUAGAAAUCUCGCAACUCGGAUUUGCCGAGAACCCAGAUGUCUUCUUCUUCGAAAACAUGGUUUUGUCAUGUAUAUUUGAUUUCAAAAUGAGCUUUUAUUCUCCUC